Messenger RNA from Aspergillus viridinutans, 3156 nucleotides. RefSeq names its product ankyrin repeat protein. The record is from RefSeq and is a predicted model, not a curated record. Gene Ontology annotation, molecular function: protein binding. The coding region runs from base 1 to 3156 and encodes 1051 amino acids. The transcript is spliced from 2 exons. NCBI's taxonomy places the organism in Eukaryota, Fungi, Ascomycota, Eurotiomycetes, Eurotiales, Aspergillaceae.
AUGGACCCAUUCACCUGGAUCGGUGCGAUUUCAGGAGUUCUUCAAAUCGCUCAAGUCAUCUCCCAGACAACCGCAGGUUUGGUCAAAUUAAAGGGGAGGUUCAGCAAUGCCGAUCUCACCAUCCAGUCACUCAUCGGAGAGCUAUCGAUUAUCGAAUCGGCUUUGACUCACCUAGAGGAUUGGGCCAAAUUCAAUGCCCGUGGUACGACCAAAUCUGAGGAGUACAUGGAAGGAUUGAAUGUCGCAUUGGAUGGCUGCCGGGCGGUUAUGGAGGUUCUGUCCGAAGAGGUAGCGUCCCUAGUCCAGAACAUAGCAGGACAGGACUCUGUCGUUGGAUUCAGAGCUCGUGUCAAAGUAGUUUGGAAUGAGGAUGUCAUGCGAGGUCACCAGGACAGACUCCAUGCGCAGGUGGUGGCCUUGCAAUUGCUGCUACAGGCGUGUCAAUGUCGCUCAUCGUCCGAGCAAGUCGAGCUGCUCCGGAGAGCGGAAAACCGCCAGAUCAUUAAAAAGGUUGCCGAUGAUACAGCCACUCUUCGGAGCUCCAGCUACGCAGGCUCCCAGGCACACGGUUCGAGUUGGAGCUUUUAUCAGCCAUCCGUCAGCAACGUCGCUUCGGAUUUGGACAGAGUGCUUGCCUCUUCUCCCUCAAUCGGUUACGCAGGUCACCACUUCCGAUCCAAGUCGGACAUAGAUGAAGGCUAUGCAAGUGCAGCCACUACCAGUCGCAGCGUCUCGCAAACAGAUGGCUUCUCGCUGCCCCUUCGUCCCAACGAUUCGAUCGUUAUGAGAAAUGGUCACAGCACGAGCGCAACGUUACAACAUGCUCCGCGCCAGUACAGCCAGAGUCAAGUUCAACGAUCGCAAUCAGAUUCAAAACCACCAUCAAGUGGUCGUCCUCCGUUGGGGUCCAAGCGCGAGAAGAUACGUUCGGUCUUUCGACAAUUCAGUCGAAGCAGCUUAACGUCAAGCUCUUCGAGGUCGUCCGGGCUAAGCCCUACGGCAUCGAGAGUAGCACGAGCUGUUAACGAAAAAGAUUUGAAGACGAGCAUUGACCUGGCAACUCCUGAAGGGGCUACGGCUCCUUUGAUCGUCAAACUGGCUCAGUCAGGAGGUCUGGCUGACAUUGAGAUGCUUAUAGAGAGUGGACAUGGAGUCGAUACACGGCAUCUGAGUACUCGAAGGACUGCCCUAUUGGUGGCAGCGCACUGUGGUAACGAGGCGGUCGUCAAUUUGUUUAUUCAGAAGAACGCGAGACUUGACGCUGUCGAUGCCUGGGGUUCUACAGCUCUCCAUCUAGCGGCUUCACGCGGCCAUUGUGAUGUACUUCAGCUGCUUCUUCUGGAGCAGUUGGACACCGAGGCACGAGAUGCCCAGGGCAGGACGGCGCUUUGGCUAGCGGCUGGUCGAGGCCAGCUUGAAGCCACCCGCUUGUUGAUUGCCCACCACGCCAGGGUGAAUGUGCGAGCGGACAAUCAUACGACACCACUUCAUGCUGCAGCAAAGCGAGGUGACGAAGCAAUUGUAGAGCUUUUAAUAUCAUGUGGUGCAGAUUUAGAAGCAAGAGAUGGUGCAAUGAUGACAGCGUUGCACUAUGCAUGCGAAGAAGGCCACCUAGGCGUGAUGACACUGCUCCUGGAUAACAGAGCAAAUAUCAAUGUGCCCGGAAGUGACCGAAGGACGCCGCUCAUCUGCGCCGCAGCAAUGGGGAGAUUUCUGGUGACGCAGGAGCUGCUCAGGCGUAAAGCCUCGACCCAUUGUGUGGAUGAUGCUUCCAUGACUGCGGUACACUGGGCCGCGUUCAAUGGACAUAUCGAGAUUGUAGAUCUCUUAAGUCAGAAGAAGGGCGUGCUGACAGCAACCAACAAAUUAGGGCGAACAGCCCUACACCUUGCGGCCAUGAACUCGCGUUUUGCGGUGAUAGAGCUACUUGUGCGCAAGGGUGUACCGGUCGACACACAAUGCCUCGACGGUCUCACCCCUCUCCAUUACGCCUGUUUGGCCAACAGCCUUGAGAUUGCCAGACUACUGCUCAUCAGUAACGCGAACAUCGAGGCGCAGACAGAGAUCGAUCAGCAGAGACCCAUCCACAUCGCAGCCGCUCGUGGAUCGAUGAAUAUGCUCAAUCUGCUUUGUGACAAGGGAGCCUCCCUGGAGGCUAGAGACGCCAAGGGUGACCGGGCUCUCGGGGUCGCUUGUCGUCACGGCCAUGCAGCAGCAGUUCAGAGCCUCCUUGGUCGAGGUUGCCCUUUGUACGUGGCAUACGAAACCAGACCACAGGAAGAUUCCCCACUGUGUCUGGCAGCAAAGGGGGGCCAUCUCCCCGUAGUUUCCCUUCUCCUCCAGCACGGCGCAUCCGUCGUGCGGAGAGACGAGUCCGGAUGGCAGCCACACCAUUACGCCGCGUAUUAUGGACAUCCUGACGUUCUGGCCCUGUUGCUUCAACGUGGACCUGCAUCGGCAAACGAUGGGACUAGGUUCGGCCUUGACGCCGCGGGAAUCGGUUUCGCCCCUCAUACGAUCAUCUCUGAUGAGCGGAAGGAGCAAGUCCGGCGGUUGUUGAACCAAGAUAGCAGGCAAUUCGCCGCCCGGACCCAGAUCCUUGCUUCCCAGCCCCUUCAAGCUAUAGGAGAAGCAUUCCAUAACAGGACAAUAGACCCUCAGCUAUCCUUGAUGACUCGAUCUCCAGAGCCUUGCGCUGAGCCCUCGGCCAUGGCGCCUCAGGAGCUGCCUGUUACCCUCGAGCAAGGACUGCCCGCGAGCCGGUCCGCUACACCAGAGCAUAUGCGCGGAGGAAGACGCACCAGCAUUGGUUUGAGAAGCAAUCUAUCACAACCUAGGCAGCUCGAGGCAGCUAUACAGUUUUCUUCAUCCGGUAGAGCUCCCCGUCAACCUGAGCCAAGUGUUUCUCACACUGGGUCUACUUCUGAGCCUUGGUUCGACUACUCUCUGCCGUACUGGAGGGGCUCUCCAGUUUCCGCCGUUCAUGAAACCGAGACUGAGGUCGAAGUACUCACACCACAACCGGGUCGGGGGACGGCGUCAGAAAUACCAUUGCUAUCCACAUUCUACUCCGUUGACCCUCUAUGUGAGUCAACUGGUAUGGAGAACUCGGAUUCGGAGUCUUCAUCUUCUGUAUAUACUGCGUGCGAGGGGUAA